UAAAGAUUAAAGACUGUCAUUUGGUUGAUGGUUCUGUCACUAAUGGUGCAGAAGAUAGUUUUUCCUUGAUAUUUUAGUUUUAAUGUUUGUGUAUUUUCUUACUCGUAGUGAUUUUGCUUUUAAGUGUUUGUUUCCUUAGAAAGUCAUAAUUUUACAUGUUGCUGAUGUUUGCAAAGGGUAGAACAAGUGAGAAGGUGCCGAAUAAAAUUGCAUAGCAAACGUGUCAUAAAUUUUUAAGUUAUUACAACCGAUGAUAUAUGAAAAGAAAAACAAAUUAUUUUGCAUUCCGAUAGCGAAUUAGUAUAGUUUCACAUGGGUGAUGGCUUGGCAGUCGGAUAAUCGUACGGACGAGAAUAGCUUCCUGCUUCGGUUGAAGAUAAUAGGAGCUUAUGCAUUGGCUAAAAAAGACAUUUUUGGUGCUAGUGAUCCAUAUGUCCGCGUUGAGCUGCAGAAGGCGGACGGUGAUGUCACAUUGGAAACUUUCCUGACGAAAACUAAGAAGAGGACACUAAACCCAGUAUGGAAUCAGGAGUUUGUAUUUCGGGUGAAACCCCAAGAGCAAAAGCUGCUCAUCCAAGUUUUCGACGAGAACCGUUUAACCCGAGAUGAUUUCCUGGGCAUGGUCGAAGUGCCUCUAGCGAACACGCCGUACGAGAGCGCGGCGAGCGCCCGACCGCCGGUCACUAAGUACCCUCUGCGACCGCGCAGGUCUGUCGCCCGUUCGCGCGUGCGCGGCUACAUCGAGGUGUACCACGCGCUGGUGGGGCGCGUGGGCGAGCGGGACGGGGACGAGCCCGCGCCGCCCGACGGCUGGGAGAUGGUCGAGAGCGCGCCGCAGGUGGGCCACGUGCAGCCGGUGUUCGCGGGAACGGUACCAACACUAACCGGGGAGGAUGACUGGGUAGUUGUCGACGCAACGCAUUUGCCCUUUACAAUAGGAGGGGAUCCACUACCCCCCGGGUGGGAGGAGCGACAGGAUGCGAACGGGCGCACGUACUAUGUGAACCACGUGGCCCGGUCUACGCAAUGGGAGCGGCCAUCGUUGGCUUUUACUCGCAACAUGAGCACGGAGUCCCAGGCUGAGCGCAUGGAGACAGCGGCGACUGAGUUUCAGCGCCGCUUCCACAUCUCAGCGGACGACGAGCACAACCAGGCGAACACGCAGACGCACGAUGAGACGGACAAUUCGUCAGACAGUACGCGGAGCAGUAGCGCGAGCAGCACGCAGAGUCAGAAUCUGCCUAAUAGUGAUGGAUUGCCUCCCGGUUGGAGCAUGCAGCGAGCACCGAACGGGAGGAUAUUCUUCAUCGAUCAUAAUAACAAAACCACUACUUGGGUCGAUCCUAGGACAGGUUGUGCCUCAAGCCUGCCCAGUACGGCAGUUCGUCCAGAGGUCACAGCCACGGUGGAGGGGGAGGCCGAUGAGCUCGGACCCUUGCCGGAGGGGUGGGAGGAGAGGGUGCAUACUGAUGGACGGAUCUUCUUUAUUGAUCACAAUACCCGCACGACCCAGUGGGAGGACCCACGACUAUCGAACCCGCAGAUCGCGGGCCCGGCCGUGCCCUACUCGCGAGACUACAAGCGCAAGUACGAGUACCUCAAGAGUCAGCUGCGUAAGCCGAGCAACGUACCCAAUAAGUUCGAAAUUAAAGUGCGAAGGAAUUCAAUACUGGAAGAUUCGUAUCGUAUCAUUAGUUCCGUGAGCCGAGUGGAUCUCCUCAAGACGAAGCUGUGGGUCGAGUUCGAGUCGGAAGUUGGGCUUGAUUACGGCGGUCUAGCCCGCGAGUGGUUUUUCCUCCUAUCCAAGGAGAUGUUCAACCCGUACUACGGGCUGUUCGAAUACUCCGCGAUGGACAACUACACGCUGCAGAUAAACCCCAACAGUGGGGUCUGUAACGAGGAGCAUUUGAACUACUUCAAGUUUAUAGGCCGAGUCGCUGGCAUGGCGGUCUACCAUGGCAAGUUGCUGGAUGCAUUCUUUAUCCGUCCAUUCUACAAAAUGAUGCUCGGCAAGCCAAUAGACCUGCAGGACAUGGAGUCGGUCGACUUGGAGUAUUACAACUCGCUUAUGUGGAUACGGGACAACGACCCUUCAGAAUUGUACCUAACUUUCGCAGUAGAUGAAGAGCAGUUUGGUAAAACUUACCAACGUGAAUUGAAACCCAACGGUGCUAACAUACCGGUUGAUGAGGAGAACAAAGACGAGUACAUAAAGUCAGUAAUCGAAUGGCGCUUCGUGCGGCGCGUGCAAGAGCAAAUGAACGCGUUCCUCGAAGGCCUGGGAGCCCUGGUUCCACCCGCACUGCUGAAGAUCUUCGACGAGCACGAGCUGGAGCUGCUGCUGUGCGGCAUCCAGCGGAUCGACGUGCGGGACUGGCGCGCCAACACGCUGUACAAGGGCGACUACCACGCCAACCACCUGGUGGUGCAGUGGUUCUGGCGGGUGGUACUCUCAUUCUCCAACGAGAUGAGGUCCAGACUGCUCCAAUUCGUCACGGGAACAUCUCGGGUACCGAUGAACGGGUUCAAAGAGUUAUACGGGUCUAACGGACCUCAGCUGUUCACUAUUGAGAAGUGGGGGGAGCCGGAUAACUACCCGAGGGCGCAUACUUGUUUCAACCGAAUCGAUCUCCCGCCAUACGAGAGCUACCAGCAGUUACGCGAGAAGCUCAUAAAGGCCAUCGAGGGCUCGCAGGGCUUCGCCGGCGUCGACUGAUCGCCUUGUUGCUGUUGUUGCUCUUGUUGCUGAUGCAGUGACUUGUUGCUCGUUGUUGCUGAUGCACUGGGACUCGUUGCUGUUGUUGCUGCAGUUGUAAAUGUGGGAUUGUUGCAACUGCGAGUGUUGUAAAUGUGGAAACUGUUGCAAGUGCAACAAAGUGUUGUUAAUGGUCAUAAGGGAGUUGUUGCAAGUGUGCAAGUUGUUGUUGAAAAUGAUAGUGGCAGUGGGAGUGAUGUAACUGCAGUUGAUAAAAGAAAGAAUUAAUUUAAAACAACAACAAGCAGUGUUGUUAUUAAAAAUAGUGUGGCAGUUGCUACAGUCGAUGCUGUUACAGUAAAUUUGACAGUUGUUGUUGUAAUUGCUGUUGCAGUUAACGUGACAGGAAUAACAAUUACUACUAUUACGGCAUGUUCCUCACGUUACUGUAACAGUCAAUUUGAUAAUAAUGAUUGUUGCUGCAUUUGUUGCAAGUACUAUAGUUAUUGUUCAAGUUGCUGAUAGAAGAUAUUUACUGUGACAGAUAAGAGGGCAAUGAAGAUAUAAGCAAUUGUUGCUGUAAUUUUAAUUGUUGCUAUCACUGCCGUUGCAAACACUGUUGCACCUUGUUGCUUCCGUUUCUCCAGUUGUUGCAGUUGCAACAAUUGCACUUUGUGGCUCCCGUUGCUCCCGUUACAACACUAUUGCACCUUGUUGCUCCAUUGUUACAGUUGCAACAGGGUUGCCACACCGCGAAAGCCAUCCAUACAGAUACACGCCUUAACUAGUUAAGUAUAAGCUAUACGGCACUUAGGGGAUUUAAGUUAAGCGCA
Colias croceus (clouded yellow) is the source of this 3528-nucleotide messenger RNA. RefSeq names its product E3 ubiquitin-protein ligase NEDD4 (gene Nedd4). Gene Ontology annotation, biological process: regulation of dendrite morphogenesis; ubiquitin-dependent protein catabolic process. Bases 320 to 2716 code for a protein of 798 amino acids. The record is from RefSeq and is a predicted model, not a curated record. The transcript is spliced from 20 exons. Lineage: Eukaryota; Metazoa; Arthropoda; Insecta; Lepidoptera; Pieridae. Gene Ontology annotation, molecular function: protein binding; sodium channel inhibitor activity; ubiquitin protein ligase activity.